Molecule: messenger RNA, 2961 nt
Organism: Gigantopelta aegis
Lineage: Eukaryota; Metazoa; Mollusca; Gastropoda; Neomphalida; Peltospiridae
Product: mutS protein homolog 4-like
Exons: 26
Coding region: 111-2744 (877 amino acids)
Biological process (GO): reciprocal meiotic recombination; mismatch repair
Cellular component (GO): nucleus
Molecular function (GO): ATP-dependent DNA damage sensor activity; ATP binding; mismatched DNA binding
Source: RefSeq, a predicted model, not a curated record
AUAUUCUACCAUUUCGAAGAAAGAUGUAGGAAGUAGCAGACGGCAAGAUUGUCAUCGUCUGUCAAGGGUAGAAUUUAGUCAGAAAUACUUCUUUAAAUACUAACUCGAUCAUGGCAUCAGAUCAGAAGAGGCAGCCAAAGUACAAAUUUGGUUUGUUGGAGACUCCAAGUACUUCAGACUUGUCAUCAAUCAGCACCCACCUGGUAGCAGCAUGCAGGGACGUUUAUCAUGACCACCCAGACUCGACAACUACUGCAUCAGCAUACCCGUCGAGCACUACAUCACUAGGUUCAGCCAGGCAUGGCACGACCCGGUUCCGAACACCAGCACGUGACUCGGUGUCACGGUCAAAAACUCCAGGCUCUCAUUGCACUCCGCACGGUGGUACAUCGACUACACCAUCAGCAGACCCAACCUAUACCAUCGUUGUGGCUCUGGUUGAAGGUCGAGGAUUAGCACGAGGGGAGAUUGGGAUGGCUAGUCUGAACCUUAAGUCUCCAGUGCUAGUUUUAUCACAGUUUUCAGACAGCCAGACAUACGUGAAGACCGUCACCAAACUACAGAUUCUACAACCUCUUGAAAUUAUUAUGCCAAAUACUGCAUGUGAAAGUGGGAACAUGUCGAAACUUUUCAAAUUGAUCACCGAUCACUUCCAGUAUACCAGCGUCUCCACGGUGCAGAGAAAAUACUUCAAUGAAACUAAAGGGCUGCAGUACAUUCGACAGUUGUGUCUUUCUGAAUGUCAGGCCAUUGAGAUGGAAGUUUCAGCCAAAUACUAUUGCCUGGCUGCCACAGCUGCUCUGCUGAAGUAUGUAGAGUUUAUUCAGAACAUCGUGUUUGCCCCAUCAUCACUGAAAGUUGUCUUCAAGGGAAGUGAACACACGACAAUGAUAGAUGCAUUUACUUCUAAGAACCUGGAGUUGUUGCAGAAUCUGCGAGAUCCAAAAAGUGAGCAUACUCUAUAUGGAAUUCUGAACUACACUAAAACACCAGGGGGAGCCAGGUUACUGAGAUCAAAUAUUCUACAACCUCCUUGUGACUUGGAAACCAUUAACACGAGGCAAGAAAUUGUUGUUGAACUAACUGAGAAGGAACAAAUCUUUUAUAACCUGCAGUCAGUUAUUGGGCGUUUUAUCGACAUAGAUCAUCUAAUUUCUCUUUGCGUUCAAAUUCCGAAACAGGAAUCGGUGAAAACGUCCGAUUCAAAAAUCACCAACAUAAUUUAUCUGAAGCACACUCUGGAACUAGUCGCACCACUGCUGGAAUUUCUCAAAGAUUGUGAAAAUCCACUGCUUAAAGCUUAUUGUAAGUCACUGGAGGACAGCCGGUUUGAUGCCAUGAUAAAGAGUAUUAACAGUGUUAUCCAUGAAGACACCAAGUACCAAAAGGGAGCUCUCAACAUGAGGACACAGAAGUGCUUUGCAGUCAAGCCAAAAGUAAAUGGUCUUCUUGACCUAGCCAGGAGAACAUACACAGAAAUUGUGGAUGAUAUUGUUGGAGUUGUCAAACAGCUGGGUGAACAGUACAACCUUCCUCUUCGAACUGGGUUCAGUACGGCUCGCAAUUUCUACAUACAGCUCUACUGUGGUGGCUCGGAACAACAUUCAGAGGAAAAUCUGCCCGGAGUUUUCCUUAAAGUUACCAAGUUCAAAAGUACACUCAGCUUCACAACAACUGACCUGAUUCAACUGAAUGAUCGUACAAAAGAAUCGCUUCAAGAGAUUUAUUUAAUGACAAACAUUGUCGUCACUCAGUUGCUGACUGAUAUCCGAGACCAUGUCUGCUGUCUGUACAAGUUGUCCGAGUGUGUUUCCAUGCUGGACAUGCUCCUGUCCUUCGCACAUGCCUGUACACUCUCCUCUUAUGUAAGACCAGAAUUCACCGAUACCUUAGCAAUCAAACAAGGCCGACAUCCAAUUCUGGAGAAAAUUGGUGUUGAUGUGCCAGUUCCAAACAACACUUACGCCUCAGAAGACAGUAACUUUGUCAUAAUUACUGGACCUAAUAUGAGUGGCAAGUCGACGUAUCUUCGUCAGGUGGCCCUGCUACAGAUCAUGGCUCAGCUCGGCUCGUUUGUCCCCGCAGAAUACGCAUCUUUUCGAAUAGCUGACCAGAUCUUCUCGCGCAUCGGCAGUGAUGAUGACAUGGAGACCAACUCAUCAACGUUCAUGCUGGAGAUGAAGGAAAUAAACUACAUUGUGCAGAACGUGACUCCGACUUCUGUGAUCAUCAUUGAUGAGCUCGGUCGAGGUACAAGUGCAGAAGAAGGUGUUGGUAUUUGUUAUGCUGUUUGCGAACACUUACUCAAAACAAAGGCAUACACCUUUUUUGUAACACAUUUUAUGGAACUGACAAACUUGGACAAUUUGUAUCCUAAUGUAGAAAACUACUUCCUGGAGGUGCAGAGAUCGUUUAGUGUGGAAGGAAACUGUGAGAAGAUACAUUACACUCAUGUCCUGUCCAAAGGCAAAACCAAAGAGAAACAUUACGGGCUCCAACUGGCUGAGGUGUCUACCAUUCCACAUUCAGUGAUUGCAGAUGCAAAGAAUAUUUCUGUCAAGUUGGAGGAACAAAAGAAGAGAAAUAUGACAACCGACCCCGAGAAUCAGCGACAAAGGUCUGUGUUUAAACUGGGAAUAGCACUAGUCCAGGUAGCGAAAAACUCUCGCCUCGACCAUGACAGCUUAAAAAGUUACCUACAAAACCUAAAGACCCAGUAUCUCAAGGAAUUUGGUAAUAUUUAGGGAUAACAUGUUGUUACACUAUGUUCAUCUUUAAAACAGCACUCUUGAAAUUAUGUGAUAUUCUUUUCAUCACUGUAAAAGUUAUUGAAACAAUGUGAUAACAUUUGUUAUACACUGUUCAUCUUAUUGAAACAGCUGUUGAAACAGUGUGAUAACCAUUUGUUAUAUUCCAUGUUCAUCUUAUUAAAACAGCUGUUGAAACAGUGUGAUAACAAGU